AUGUAUCGUUCCCUAUCUAAGUGUUUAGGUGGCAAGAUUUUCAAUAGCAAAAGGCACACAAGCACCAGCUGUAGAAUUACUCACAGGUCGAGGCUCUGUGACGUCUUCAUUAACCACCGAGGGAUGGACACUAAGCGCAAUAUUGCUGUAUUGCUUUACGAUCGUUUUGUCCAGCUAGAGCUCCACCCCUUCCUGGAUUAUAGGAGCAUGAAACCUGGGGACGAGCUCUUGGUGAAUAUUGAAACUGUCAUACGUGAGUGUAAGGUUGGGGUGGCCAUCUUCUCUCCAAAUUAUUGCACUUCUUACUUCUGUCUCCAUGAAUUGGCUCUCAUGACAGAGUACCAGAAGAAGAUCAUUCCCAUCUUCUAUGAUGUCAACCCAUCUGAUCUUGUGGUUGUUGAUGAUGGAAGCUAUCCAGCCAAGGAGCUACACAGGUUCAGAUUGGCGCUUGAGCAUGCCAAGGGUAGAGUGGGCCUCCCUUUUGAUCCGUCUAACGGGGAUUGGUCGGAUCUGCUAAAGAGAGCUUCGGACAGCGUUGUGGAAAGCUUGAUGGGGUUAGAUGCAGAAGAGAAAAAGUGCCAGCGUCAAUAG
Molecule: messenger RNA, 591 nt
Organism: Macadamia integrifolia
Lineage: Eukaryota; Viridiplantae; Streptophyta; Magnoliopsida; Proteales; Proteaceae
Product: TIR-only protein-like
Exons: 2
Coding region: 1-591 (196 amino acids)
Biological process (GO): signal transduction
Source: RefSeq, a predicted model, not a curated record